Symbiodinium pilosum is the source of this 2640-nucleotide messenger RNA. The record is from the annotation of a GenBank genome assembly. Lineage: Eukaryota; Dinophyceae; Suessiales; Symbiodiniaceae.
AUGGCUGCCAUUCGCACCUUCGCAGGCAAAAUGGGCCUUGUCUUUCAUGAAGUCACAUUGGAACUUGCUGACCAGUGGGCGAGUCAUAGGAAACGUUGGUGGGCAGUCUUACUUCCUGAAGCAGCAGAGAGCUUUGAACUGAAGGGCUGGGAACAAGCAAGCUGGGGCAGGACUGUAAGGGAGAUUGUCCCGGAGUGGCCUAUCUGGUCUGUGGAAGACGAGAGCAAUCUCAAAUGGACCGUGCAGGAGGCAGCCAAAUUCGGAGACCCGCGCUAUGGCAAGGACCCCAGAUUCUUGGACCUUCGGCGUCCCGCUCCAACAGCCCUGCACUCGUAUGGGUCACCGUUGGCCCUGGAAACGUUCAAGAGAUGCAUCCUGGAGCAGCGGGAUGACAAGUGGGUACUGCCCUCCAUGCGGCAGCGCAGGCGGGAGACCUUCUUGCAGAGGAGGCUCGGAAAAGACAGGUCAGCUCAGCUGGAGCAGUCCUUCUGGAUGGCAGGCAAGUGGCAGCGGUCCCAGGCACAGGAGCCCGAGGAAGGUCAGGCGCCACUGCAGGCACACGCAUCUGGCGUUGGCAGUGUACAGGUUCAGGUGCCCAGGUUGUCUGCUGAUCAGGCCGGGGAAGUGCAAGCAAGUGCCUUGAACCACACGGAGCCAAGGCUGAGUGCUCCGAGGCUUGACGCAGGUCAGGUGCCAACACGUGUUGAUGCAGUGGAAGCAAAUCAGGCGCAGGUUAAGGCACCCAGGCUCCAGCCAAGUCAGGGUCAGACUUUGCAGACGCAGCAUCAGGAUCCAGCUGAAGUUAGCACACAGGCAGGUCAGGCGCAUGAUCAGGUGCCUUUGUCUUUUGUUGCCCAACCUGCAUGUCAGCUACAAUUGCCGGGCAUCACUGUCAAUCAGGUCCAGGUACAGGCGCCCAGGUUGCCAGCAGGUCAGGCGCAGAGCUUUGUCGCAGUCGAUGUGCCGACCAAUCAGGUUCUGCAGGCGCCAGCCGCGAUCCAUGCGCAAGUGCUUUCAAGGUCCCAGGCUGGUCAGGAUUCCACUCAGGCAACUCCAUUGCAAGUGGGCAGCUCUCCUACAACGCCACAGAGCCAGAUAAGGCUGCAGCCCGAGAUUAAUCUCGCUGGUGAGAGUUCUGCCACAACACUCUUUCAAGUCGGGAUACUGAUUGGGAACGAUACGAUUCGGGUGGGUGCACCGCCAGGAUGGGUCACAUUGUCGCCAGGCGCCAUCUCAGGGCUUCUGUGUGUGGCCGAUCAGGCUCAGGGCCAGGUAAGGGAUGACACGGUUGAAGGCAUAUAUCUGGAUGGCCUCAAUUUCGAAUUGCAGCAACAAGCCAGCAAGAUCGCGAGCAUCAUUUGCGAUCAUUGGGGAAAGAAGCUCAAGCAUGUCUCAGCGAGGCGAUGGUUCACACAGGAGACGGGCAUUGGCUGUGGCACGGUGGCUGUAGCCCACGCCGCCCUUGUUGUUGGAGGCCAGCAGGUUACGACCCUCCAAGCACUGCGCAAGCUGCAAGCACAUUUGUCGUCAGAAGCACCUCCAGCAUGCCUGCAUGUAGGCCGGGGUAAUCUGACAGAAGAGGAGACAAAGCGGCUUCAGGAGUUGUUGGUUGAAAAGGGUGUCCCUCAGCCCAAAACCGCUGAAAGGUUGCAAGCUCUGGCUCAGAAGGUCGGGGCAACAGCAGUUGCGCAGGUCUUGCAAACGCCGAAUCCGUGGCGCCAGCUGAAGGCACUUGCAUCCAGGCCAGGUCAGGUCUUCCGGCUGGUUUUGCCAGAAGAACUGGAGCACAAGAUUCGUGAGAAGGCAAGUAGCUCUUUCGGGGCGGUAGUUCCGGAGGGAGGCCGCAAGAAACGUAGACAGGCCUUGAUCGGCAAAGCCACUCCGGCCUUGUCGGUUGAUCCCGAGUUGCUGGGAAUUGCAGAAGGCUCAUUUGUGGCUGCAGAUGGCCAAACGAUGCAUCAGAUUAAGUUCAGUGAAGUGGCCACGGAGGCCCAUGGCCUGGCAUUCUGCACUGCGGCACAAGCUGCGCCGUUCCUUCAGGGGGAGUCUUUGAGCACGGAUCCUCUGUGCUCAGUCACAACAGCCUCUCUCCCGUCAGACAUCAAGGCACGGAGGCCACACAAGGUUGUCAGGUUUCCCGCUAUGUUUCAGCCCACGGAUGAGCCGAUGUUGUUGACAGGGAGCCUGGUUAAUCUAGGAGACACGCAAGUGGAACUAGCCCAAGGUUCAAUUGCCGAGCCCUCUAGCAUUGCCACAGGGAUGUGCAAAAUUUCAGUGUUCAGGGAUGAGUUGCAGAUCCCAUGGGCCAAGUUUUGCGAGGGGCCGGUCCGCUGGUUGAUGCAGACAGUGCCUGCACUCAAGGUGUGUCCGGGGGUGGAUUGUGGAAUUGACUGCGCUUUCUUCCAUCCUGCAGUGGACGAACACAUUGACCAAAUGGUUUUGGAUUUGUGGGCACGCCAAUUCCAAACCCUUGCAGGCAAGAAGGUGGCAGACAAGGCUGCCGAGGUGUUUUCUGUACUCAUUCGAGUCCCGCAAUCAGCAGUGGAUCAGCUCCAGAUGAUCCAGGUCCCCUCUGUAUAUGUGGAGCCACGCGCAGACGCGGGUGUCGGCACUCAUGAUGAUUACAGAGCCAUUGGCUGA